Fonsecaea erecta is the source of this 1509-nucleotide messenger RNA. RefSeq lists its product as hypothetical. Gene Ontology annotation, molecular function: hexose transmembrane transporter activity. Lineage: Eukaryota; Fungi; Ascomycota; Eurotiomycetes; Chaetothyriales; Herpotrichiellaceae. The record is from RefSeq and is a predicted model, not a curated record. The coding region runs from base 1 to 1509 and encodes 502 amino acids. The transcript has 3 exons. Gene Ontology annotation, biological process: monosaccharide transmembrane transport. Gene Ontology annotation, cellular component: membrane.
AUGGGCCUCGCCUCAAAAUUGAGAUCAUGGUCUCAGGAGCUCACUCCGUAUUUUCUGUAUCUGCUUCUGGUCGCAACACUAGGACCUCUACUCUUUGGUUAUCAUUUGGCCGAGCUCAAUGCUCCUCAGGAGGUCAUUACCUGUGUGGCCAAAUCCAUUAGAUCCAAGAAGAACCCGUCAUCGACUCUGGGUGGACUGCCACAAUGCAUACCCAUGAAUUCGACCCAACUCGGGCUUGUAUCGUCUAUAUUCACAUUGGGCGGCCUGAUCGGUGCUCUUGCGGCCGGCCCUUUGUCCGCCCGCUAUGGCCGUCUGCGUACUAUGCGUGUCAACACUCUCUUACUGGCGUUGGGUCCUCUCGCUGAAGCACUUGCACCCAAUAUCGGUGCUCUAUCGACAGGUCGCUUUAUUUCCGGUCUAGGUGCAGGCGUUUCCGUGGUUGUGGUACCCAUCUACAUCUCUGAAAUCGCUCCGCCCAAGGAAAAGGGCUUCUUUGGUGCCUUCACACAAAUCAUGACGAACAUGGGUAUCUUCACCACGCAGCUCCUAGGUUACUUCCUCAGCCAUGGGCAGAUGUGGCGUAUCAUCCUCGCUGUUGCAGGAAUGAUUGGUGUCUUGCAGUUCGCUGGGUUGAUGUUCUCAGUGGAGAGUCCCAAGUGGCAGGCCGGUCAUGGAGAAACAAGGCAAGCCAAUCACAAUCUGCGACGUAUCAGGGGCCAGAAGGCCGAUAUUCAAGUGGAGAUAGAAGGCUGGAAUGUUGAGGAUGGUGAUGAGAGACAUGAAGAAGAACGAACACUGCUCGCAGACUCUGAUCACGAUCCGCACACGGACAGCAACACCUCUCUCAGAGGCCAAGCACCGGAACCAAUGGGCAUCCUGACCGUGCUCCGAGACCCGACCAAUAAUCGCGCAAUCCUCGCAGUCGUUGUUGUCAUGAUGGCUCAGCAGCUUUGCGGAAUCAACAGCAUCGUCAUGUACGGCGUGUCCCUGCUCGCAGACUUACUCGCCUCCAACUCUGCACUGCUCAAUAUCUUUGUGAGCAUACUCAACAUCGUAGCCACUACAGGUUUCGCGCCUCUUGCAGACGUGCUGGGUCGAAAACCAUGUAUACUCACCUCAAUCGCCGGCAUGGGUGUCUCAUCCGUUCUCCUCGCUGUCGGAAUACGCAGUGCAAUUCCUGUUCUUUCCGCAAUUUCAGUGCUUUUGUUUGUCGCCAGCUUUGCUUUUGGUUUGGGACCAGUGCCCUUCAUCCUGGCUUCUGAACUUGUCGGUCCCGAGGCUGUCGGGGCAACUCAAUCAUGGGCCCUAGCCGCAAAUUGGAUCUCGACAUUUGUGGUUGCUCAAUUCUUCCCAAUGGUGAAUGAGAGAUUGGGUAAGGGCGUGGUGUAUUUCGUGUUCGCGGCCAUUGCAGCAGUUUCCUUUGUUUUUGUGGGAUGGUAUGUACCGGAGACAAAAGGCAAGAAGGAUGUCGACGAGGUGUGGGGAAGACCGCCCAGGAGGCAGGAUUAA